This is a messenger RNA of Lytechinus pictus (painted urchin), 3858 nucleotides long. RefSeq names its product actin-related protein 2/3 complex subunit 2-like. Lineage: Eukaryota; Metazoa; Echinodermata; Echinoidea; Temnopleuroida; Toxopneustidae. The transcript is spliced from 9 exons. The coding region runs from base 164 to 1072 and encodes 302 amino acids. The record is from RefSeq and is a predicted model, not a curated record. Gene Ontology annotation, cellular component: actin cytoskeleton; Arp2/3 protein complex. Gene Ontology annotation, molecular function: structural constituent of cytoskeleton; actin filament binding. Gene Ontology annotation, biological process: Arp2/3 complex-mediated actin nucleation; actin filament polymerization.
AGUAGAGGGCAGCAAACACAACUUGUUUUCACUUCCUUCUAUUUCUCUCUCGCACAAACGUGAAGUCGAGCGUCGCCCACCUUGAGAAAAAACACCUUUUUUCCCCGGAAAGUGCUGGAAGAAUCUGAAAAGUUCUAUUGGGUACUGGAGACACAGCAUCAAGAUGAUUUUAUUAGAGAUAAAGAAUAGAAUAAUCGAAGAGACACUUCUAAAUAAAUUCGAAGCAGCGGUAGCCGGAGGAAAACCAGAUGGAAUUGACAUUAAAAUAGCAGAUUUCGAUGGAGUUCUCUACCGCAUUUCAAAUCCUGAUGGGGACAGAUCAAAGAUUAGAGUCAGUGUCAGUCUGAAAUUCUACCAGGAAUUAGAAAAGCAUGGAGCAGAUGAGCUUCUUCAACGUGAGUACGGCAACCACAUAACCACAACGGAGGAGGGUUAUAGUGUCUCGAUAUUGUACGACCUCGACAACUUACCGGCCAAUAAGGCGGAGGCGGCAGAGAAAGCGGCACUCUUGAAGAGGAAUUGUUUUGCAUCGGUAUUUGAAAAGUACUUCAAAUACCAGGAUGAGGAGGUGGCUAGUAAGACCACAGCUGUCAUCAAUUACAGAGAUGAUGAAACAAUGUACGUCUCCUCUCAAGGUGACAGAGUUACUGUAAUAUUCAGUACGAUUUUCAAGGAUGAUGAUGAUGUGAUUAUAGGAAAAGUCUUUAUGCAAGAAUUUAAAGAGGGACGUAAAGCAAGUCACACUGCUCCACAGGUCCUAUUCAGUCACAAAGAACCGCCCCGUGAACUUGAGGGAUCCAAUGCAGCCGUAGGAGACAACAUUGGAUACAUCACAUUCGUAUUGGAGAAACGUCAUACAAAACAGAGUGCACGAGACAACACCAUCAAUCUCAUCCAUACGUUCCGAGACUAUCUACACUAUCACAUAAAGUGUUCAAAGGCUUACAUUCAUUCCCGGAUGAGAUUUCGCACCUCAGAGUUCUUGAAGAUCCUCAACCGAGCUCAACCAGAGGACCAGAGUCAGAAGACACAGAAGAAAACUGUUACAGGAAGAACCUUUGUCCAACAAUAGAAUCAUCAAGCAUCACAGAAGAAUAACAUUACUAGAAAGAUUUUAGAGCCUGAGAAAAAGGCCCCGUAACACAAAGCUCUGCUAGUAAUCACAAAAUAACUUUUUGCAAGCGAUUGCAUUAACCACAAUGUACAAUCAAUGAUGAAAAUCGAUUGUAUGAUCUGGGCCCCCCGUCUUACAAAGAGUUACGAUUGAUCCAAUCAGUCGUAACUCUAUGGAAAUCCAUCAGUGUCAUAAUUUUUUUCUACAGGAAAUGUGCACAAUAUCCUUUGUAAGCAAAGAGAAGCACAGUGAAUUUUCAAGACAAUGAUGAAUGCAUGAAUAUACAUCAAAGCUAGAAAAUAUUUUGAACAAACAUGCAUAAUAGAUGGUGGCCAUCCAAAGUUGCAAGUGAUCGGAUUAAUCGCAACUCUUCAUAAGACGGGGCCCUGAUCCUCAGCUUUGUGUUAUGGGACCAGCUUGAGACUGAUAUACUCAGCGUGGAAUCCAUUGUCAUUCACCAAAUCUCACACUACAGCCCCUCCCCCCCUCCCCUCCCCCAUCCAGUACACAUGCAAUCUUGCCCCGUGCCAUCUUGGAAUACAAACUCUCUUGGAGUUUGUAUUCCAAGUUUUGUGACGUUUGAACUGUUCACGGUUAUGCUUUGAGCUCUCCAGCCAAAGCUUGCUUCAAAGUGAGUCAACAUUGCCCCUAUCUGAAUUUCUAAGACUCUUUCGGGCAAAUUUACUUUCCACUCUGUAUGCAAAUACCCAAGUGUUUUGUUCUCAUUAGCAAAAGCUUCAUGCUUCUUCAUCAUUGAAUGAUGUAAAUUUCUGUUACCACCUUAGUUCUUUCUACGUGCAUAAAUAAGCAAAUUUGGUUAUAUCUAAUGAAUAACAGUAAUGCAUCUCAUUGGCAAUAUUAGAGUCCUAGGUGUGAGCGAAAUUCACAUAUUGAUAGGCAAAAUAAAGGGGAGAUGGUUUCAUUGUUUCUCAUUCAUCAUGGGAGUGAGCCAAUGCAUUUGACAAUUGAGUAUAUCGUCGAAAGAAACAGCAAGAACGUGUCUUAGAUAGGAGAGAGAGGGAGAUUUCUCUCUCUUUUUAAAAAAUACAUUUCUUGGACAAACUCUGACCAAAAUAUGAUCUUCCCUGUCUAGUUGCUGGCAGAGACAGACGGAGAGAGAUUAAGAGAUAAUUCAUUUAUCCAUGCAGCUAGUAUGUAGCAGGAAUAUCUAACUUGUCUCCAUUUUCAUUUUUUAAUAUGUACUCUUGGAGAAAAGUUCUAAAUUCACCAAAAUAUUAUCGACCAUACACUGAAGGAAGUAGAUUGGAGGUAGAAAACACUAGGUAUGAUCCAAGUAAAUUUGUUUAUAUCAUGUAUCUACCGAAUUGAGCUAAAUUCCAAACAUUCUGAAUAUAUAUUUUGCAGUUUUUUUGUUGUUGAUGGAGAGUAUUGUACAGUGUAAAAUGAGUCUUGAUAGAAAAUUAUUAUAUGAAGUUUUGAACCUGAACCCUGAUUCAUAAAACUCGCUCUUUGUCGUUAAAAAAAAAAAAUAUUCAACCAAUCGUAAUGAUUUCAGGGUCCUGUUUCAAAAAAAAUUAUUACAAUAAUUUUUCAAUAACAGUUUAUAGCUACUGAGAUCAUGCAAUUUGAUUGGCUGAUAGUAAACUUGUGAUAGAAACUGUGCAUAACAAGUCUUAAUGAAACAGGGCCCAGAAGCUCCUGGUAAUGGUUUUAAUUUGAUUUUGGGUUUAAUAAAUCAUACUAGUAUUCCUUUCGGUAGCUUCAAAACUCUUGAUGAUGCUAGAGUUUUCUUUAUAUACAUGGAAGUAAUCAUCUGAUUUUCUUUCAUACCUUUUUUUUUACAACAAUUUGUAAUUCAAUCUUUGAUGACAAGUUUUGUGAAAUAGGGACAGGAUAUUUCUAGUUCAAUGACUUCUAUUGGGUGCUAGGUUUAGCAUAAAUUUAUUCUGGCUAAUUUUAUGAUUUGUUGAAUUAUGCUGAUUGAUGCAUCGUUGUAUCCAGUCUUGUACAUAAUUUCUGGAUCUGCUAGAAUUAAUUUAAGGACUUUCCCAAUCAUAUAACAAAUAUGAGAUAUUUAUGAAUAUUCUCUACAAGAUGUUCAUGUGAACAAUUUAUAUGGGCUUCAUCCAUAUAGUACAUAUAGCACUAGCAAGCAAGCUCCUUUAUGAAUUUAUCAAAUAAUAUACACUAUAGCAGUGCAUUCUAGUACUGCAAUAUAUUCGUUAUUACAUAUUAUCAAUCACUUUCAACGGUAUAUUGCAGCACUUCCCCCUUUUACAUAUGAAAAGUGAGAUUAUGGGAGAAAGUCGUACUAUCAUUAUGAUUAUUUUUAUGAUUGCAUAAAUCAUGAGAAAAGAAUUUAGUCGGAAUGCAAAUUUAGAAUACUUCUUGGAGCACUACUUAUGUUUAAUACCAUUUUGAAACAUGCAUUUUUUUUAUAGAACUUAUUCUUUUUGACGCAGGUUUGUAAUGAACCUGAUGCCAAUGAAGCCAAUCAGAAUCUGGGUAGAUACAUGUAACUUAAGUAAUUUGUAAUAAGUAUAUUGUCCUAAAUUUUCCGUAGGAUUUAACUUCGUGAUAGAAGUUUUGAAUGACCAAUUGUAGAUAUUGAUAGUUGAUGCAUUAAUAAAGACAAAAUAUUAAUUGAAAAAAAAGUAAGAGAAAUUAGUCAAAUGUGGUAUGCCUUUCAUCGGGAUGAUUAUAAUGUACACUAUUAUUAUUUCAAAGAUUAAUCAAACACAUUGUAGCUUUCAUAUUAAAUAUGUAUCAGAAGAAAUUUCUCA